Molecule: messenger RNA, 1539 nt
Organism: Puntigrus tetrazona (Sumatra barb)
Lineage: Eukaryota; Metazoa; Chordata; Actinopteri; Cypriniformes; Cyprinidae
Product: solute carrier family 22 member 15-like
Exons: 11
Biological process (GO): transmembrane transport
Cellular component (GO): membrane
Molecular function (GO): transmembrane transporter activity
Source: RefSeq, a predicted model, not a curated record
UUCCACGUCUGCGAAGGGAAGCCAGAUUACAGCGGAGUAUCUGAAACCUCAGUUGUUCUCAAAGCCAUUAUUAAAAUGUAAAUAUACACACAUGCAGUCGGAUGCUUUGACCCUGGAAUGGAUUUAGAGGAGGCUUACCAGGUGGUUGGAGAGUUCGGUAGGCACCAGAAGCGGAUGGUCACCAUCCUGGUUCUCCUACAGAUUUACAUGGCAUGUCAGUCCAUGCUCAUCAUUUUAGUGGGUGCUGUGCCAGAAUAUCACAUAGAACCCGUUACUGGAGAUCCGGAUGAUGAUAUAACACAAAGUGUGAAAUUCACAGAGGACGUCAGCUCAAUCGUGACCGAGUGGUACCUGAUUAAGCACGAAGCCUACAAAGUAAACCUGGCUGGGUCUCUGUUCUUUGCGGGUGUGCUGAUUGGAAAUGUCCUAUUUGGACCGCUCUCUGAUAAGAUUGGCAGGAAGCCGGUUUUCCUAACUGGUCUGUUUUUUGAGGUCUUGUUCGGGUACGGAACAGCAUUAGCACCUAGCUAUGAGGUGUUUGCUGUGUCUCGGCUGCUGGUGGGAUUGAUGAACGGAGGAAUGGCGCUGGUCUGUUUCGUUCUUACUCAGGAAUACGUGGGGAAGUCCUACUGGGCUAUGACAGGGACCUUGACUAAUAUGACCUUUGCAGUGGGCAUCGCUCUGUUCGCUGCGUUGGGUUAUUAUGUUCAGCCGUGGCGGAACCUAGCAACAGCGGCCAACUGUCCCGGACUUUUGCUCUUCAUGCUCUGUGUGACUUUGCCAGAAUCUCCGCGCUGGCUUUAUUCUCGGGGUCAGACAGAGAAGGCUGAAGACAUCCUGAAAGAUUUUGCUGUGAGGAACGGGAAAGGCAGAAUUCCAGUAAAGCUCCGGCGGACCGUCAGCAGCAACGCUCCGGAUGCGUCCAGUCCUGGGGUUUUGCAGCUGGUCAAACAUCCCAUACUGCGCUGGAGAACUGUGGUGCUCAUGUAUGUGUGGUAUGCGUGUAGUCUUGUGUAUUACGGGUUGACCCUCAGUGCCAGUGAAGAUAAAGGUAAUCGUUACCUUAGUGUUGCCAUGUAUGGUCUGGUGGAACUCCCUGCAUACCCUCUCUGCAUGUACUUCAUUAACAAGCAGUGGGCAGGCCGGAGGAAGUCUAUGGCCAAUUUUCUUGCAUUUGCAGGCGUAUCCUGUCUGCUCACAAUGUUCGUACCUGUAUCAGGGUCCUUAUUAAGUGCCACAUCACUGGCUUUAGUUGGAAAACUGAUGGUCAGUGCUGCAUUUAAUAUUGUGUAUGUGUACACAUCAGAGCUCUACCCAACCGUGAUCAGGAAUGCAGGCCUGGGUGUGUGUUCCAUGUCCUGUAGAGUUGGGGGAAUUCUGGCACCGUUCGUGCCGAGUAUGAAAUCACUGCACACCUCCAUGCCAUUUAUGGUGUUCUGUUUGAGUGGGAUUUCGGCGGGCUGCCUGGGGCUUCUUCUGCCGGAGACACUUAAUAAACCUGCUGCUGAAACGCUUGACGAACUUUCCAGCCCCACUUAC